This is a messenger RNA of Phytomonas sp. EM1, 925 nucleotides long. NCBI's taxonomy places the organism in Eukaryota, Euglenozoa, Kinetoplastea, Trypanosomatida, Trypanosomatidae. The record is from the annotation of a GenBank genome assembly.
GGUAUUUCAUUUUUAUCAGCGGAGUUUUUUCUUUAAUUAUUUAUCCCACCUAGUUCCAGUGCACGCACAAUUUCACAUCACUACUUUUGAGUGCAAAGUUUUACCACUUGAUUUAGGAGGAGAAAAGUGUAUUUAAAUAUCAACCUACCCACCAAUUGAUACCCUUAUAGAAAACGUGAUCGAUUGCCCACUUAUUAUUGUCGCUAAUAUUUUAAUGUCUGGUCUAUCACUCGCGCAAGCUCGCCUCCGGGAGGAGCGUAAGGUGUGGCGGAAGGAUCGGCCCUUCGGCUUUUGGGCGAAACCGCGUGAAUUGCCUCCAGCGUCGUCCUCAUCACCUGCAUCAACGAAAACCCUCGAGGGUUCUCGCACAGGCGGCGUGUUCGCCGAAAAGCGCGCGCGGGAUGAUAGCGCCCACACGAUGACUCCAGCUGGCGUCUCUUCCUCUUCUUCAGGGGGGCAUGCAGGCGCGGGGCGGGUUGUCAACGACGCCGUCGGGGCUCCUACGAAUACUCCAAAUACGAACAACGCAAUUGAUAAUAGCAGCGGCGGGUUAGAUCUUCUGCACUGGGAAGCGAGCAUCCCUGGCAAACCGGGAACCCCAUGGGAGGGGGGGCACUUCCGAUUGCUCAUGAACUUCACGGAGGAUUACCCGACCAGGCCUCCAAAAUGCGUCUUUAGCCCUGUUUUGUUUCACCCCAAUAUUUACCCCAGUGGAACGGUAUGCCUGUCGAUUCUUAAUGAGGAGAAGGAUUGGCGGCCGAACAUCACCAUCAAACAGAUUUUACUAAGUAUCCAAGAGCUUCUGAAUAAUCCCAACAUCAAGGACCCCGCACAGGAGGAGCCAUAUCGAGUGUACGUGCGGGAUAUCAAGGAGUACGAGCAGCGUGUGCGUGAGGAGGUGCGCAAGCACCAUAUGAACCCCUAA